GUCGUGUUCAUAGAGUGCAGUGUACAUGCUGGAAUGGCAUGGCGUGUAGUGAGAAUGAUGAUAUAUCACAGUUUGCCAUAAAACGCGAACACCAUCGUCUUGUACAAAUUAUAAGAAAUGUUCACGAACAUCUGAGAUAUGCUUAUAAACAAGGACAUGAUGCUGAUGAUGUAUGGAAAGCACAUUGCAGCAAUCUGUCAGAACGUCAAGAAUAUGCUCAGGCAAUGCAGAAACUUGCAACUACAAUGUGGGCCAGAAAUAAUACUCGAAUUGAAUGGUGUCUGGAGGCAUGCAGCAGGUCAUAUUUCUCUGGUGGUGGACUAGAAUAUUGGAUAAAAAAAGAUGCAAAGGAUAAGAAGACUCCUUCAUUUUCAACAUCUUGUGAUACUUUCAAUUUUACAGUUGUACCUCCUCUGAAAGAAAAUAUUUUGCUACUAGAUGUGGGGAGCUGUUACAAUCCAUUUAGAUGUUUCAAAGAAAUUGUACCAAUAGCUAUUGACCUAACUCCAGCCACCCCAGAUGUUUACACUUGUGACUUUUUGAAAGUCUCGGUAGUUACUCAAGAAGACUCUAGAUGGUGGCAAAAUCAGCUUAUCAGCACUGAGGAAGUGAAAGAGUUACCUGGAAACACUUUUCAUGUUGUUAUCCUAUCUCUUGUUCUUGAAUACUUACCCGCUCCUCAUCAACGAUGGACAUUCUGCACCAAAGCCUAUCAGUUACUUCAGUACAAUGGUUUAUUACUUAUAAUUACACCAGAUUCGAAACAUCAAAAUAAAAAUGCUUUAAUGAUCAAAAACUGGAAGAGAGCCUUAGCAACCCUAGGGUUUCAACGAAUUCUGUAUGAAAAACAAACACAUCUUCACUGCAUGGGCUUUCGUAAAGUUGAAGGUCCAGUGAUCCUGAAAGGAUUGCCACCUGUGGAUGAUCCAGCUCAGUUACUCUACAUACCACAAGAUCUUCACAAUUAUAACAUACUAAAUGCAGGUGAGAAAAACAUAGCUGUUGAGAGGAAAGAGGAUGAAGACAAUGAAAUUAGUGCAUCUUUUCUAGAAUUGCCAUUUGAAGCUUGAAAUUGCUUGAUGUAAUCAUAGUGUUUAACUAAACCUUUAAAUAUCCAAUUUUUUUUUAGUUUUCUAGUAGGUAUAAAUCACAUGCAACUGUUUUUUAUGCAACAAAAAUCUGGUAUUGUUCUAAUGGAGAUAAAACACAAAACAUUAAAAAAGAUAUUUUUGUAAUUUAAAUGUGUGUUUUUACAGGUGAAAGAGUUGGUACAUGUGAAAACAAAUUUAAUACAACAUGUAGAAAAGUUAAGUACCGAUGUUGGACUAAUAAUUUAAAUAAUUAACAUUUAACAAUAAUUCAAUAGAAAUGUAAUUUUUGUUAAAUAAAAUUGGGCAAACAGACUACCAAUUUUUCUACUGUUUGGCACUUAGAUAUAUUUAUAAUUCAAGAAAAUUUGCUGUUUGUGUAUUUUUAUCAGCCUAUGCUUUGAACAGUGUUGUGACUGUAUAAAUGCCUUUUACAGAAGAUGAAAGUCCUGUGAUAGUGGUUUUAAAAGUAUGUAUAUUUUUUAAGUGUGAGAACAAGUGAUAGGGUUUGACUGUAUAAUUCCCCAUAUAUUCUAUUUUCUUACAUUAUAUUUGUCAGAGUAUUUUGAAUGUUUGUAUUAAACUUGUUAUAAGAUCAGCCCUGUGCAGCAUGACAAUUUUCAGUACACUGAAAUAAACUAACUCAGAAAUGUA
Messenger RNA from Limulus polyphemus (Atlantic horseshoe crab), 1742 nucleotides. It is a transcript of the gene Samtor, whose product is annotated as probable methyltransferase BMT2 homolog. The coding region runs from base 39 to 1070 and encodes 343 amino acids. The record is from RefSeq and is a predicted model, not a curated record. Lineage: Eukaryota; Metazoa; Arthropoda; Merostomata; Xiphosura; Limulidae. Gene Ontology annotation, biological process: negative regulation of TORC1 signaling. The transcript has 5 exons.